GGCAGCCCCGGGGUCGGGUCCUCCGUGCGCGCAGGGCUGGGGCCGUGUUGGGAUCCGCGCUGGGAUCUGCUGAGGGAUCUUUUAAAGGGAUGAUGUGGGAAUUGGCACGCUGGAAGAAAAUCCCGUAGGAUUAAAAAGAGCCUCAGAAGCUCAGAGGGCUGAGCUGUGCCAGCAGAGACCCGCUGGUUUUCACCUGUUUCCCAGCUGUGCUGCUCAGAUUUUCUGCCUGAUUCAUUUUGAUCUUUUCCCGUGGCCAAAUGAAGGCUGCUCCCCGCAGCCUCUCCCCUCAUAAAUAAGAGCUGCUGUUUCCGGAGGGGUCUGAGGGGUCUCGGUAACAUCCCUCAGGGCAAAAGGGCGGAGGGAUGUAAAGCAGAACCUGGUGAGCAGUUCGACACCGACAGCUGGAUCUGCGUCCCAUGCCCCGGUGCUGCAAUUGGCCAUCAUUAGGGUUAGGCAGAAAGCCGCAGGGAGGUGUGACCUGUGGGGGUCUCCAAGGUUUAUCACCCUGGGGGGCUCCCAGCACCGCGGUUCAUCGCUUUCCUUUUCCCUGCAGCUCCCAGCAUGGCCGAGGCGACGGCAGCCCCCAGCGAGACGCCCACCGCCCCCAGCGAGUACGGCGAGUACCACAACCUGUCGGAGCUGCUCCAUCUCCUCAACUACAGCUACAGCGCCUGCGAGUUCAGCCUGGACGAGAACGCCAAGCGCGUGGCCGUCUUCGUGCUCUACCUCGCCAUCUUCGUGGUGGGGCUGGUGGAAAACCUCCUGGUGGUCUGGGUGAACUGGCAGACACGCGGCAGCCGGAGCCUGGUGAACCUCUACGUGCUGCACAUGGCCAUCGCCGACCUGGGCGUGCUGCUCUCGCUGCCCGUCUGGAUGCUGGAGGUGAUGCUGGACUACACCUGGCUGUGGGGCAGCUUCCUCUGCCGCUUCACGCAUUACUUCUACUUUGCCAACAUGUACGCCAGCAUCUUCCUCCUCACCUGCCUGAGCGUGGACCGCUACGUCUCGCUGCGCGGCUCCUCGCCCUUCUGGCACCGGCACCAGCACCGCGUGCGCCGCGUCGUCUGUGCCUGUGUCUGGGUCCUGGCAGCGGCCAUCCCCUUCGUGGAGGUGUCCCACAUGCAGCUGGUGAACACCGGGGACCCCAUCUGCAUCUUCAUGGCUCCCUUUGAGACCUACGACGAGUGGGCGCUGGCGGUCAGCUUGGCCACCACCGCCGUGGGGUUCCUCAUCCCAUUCCCCAUCAUUGCAGUGUUCAACGUGCUGACGGCGCGGCUGGUCCGGCGCUCCAAGCCGGAGGGGGGGAGGCACUGCCUGCUCAUCUACACCUACAUCGCAGCGUUCCUGCUCAGCUGGCUGCCUUUCCACGUCCUGCUCACGCUGCUCACCCUCGACGGCACCCACAUCGCCCUGCACUGCUCCUUCGCCCACUUCCUCUACUUCUUCUACGACAUCAUCGACUGCCUCACGCUGCUGCAUUGCGUCCUCAACCCCAUCCUCUACAACUUCCUCAGCAAGAGCUUCCGCAGCAAACUCAUCUCGGCCGUGGUCAGGUACGUUCCCAAGGAUGCAGCUGGGCAGAAGGGCGCAGAGGGCUCCUCCUCUUCCACGCAGCACUCCGUCAUCAUCGCCAAGGAUGGCGGCGCUCCCAGCUAAAAGGGAGCGGGGUGCCCACCCGAGGUUGGUGCGGGGCCGGGCAGCUCCCCGUGGGCAUGCUCUCCAGUGGGCGUUUUGCUUUCUGGUCAGCCCCCCACGGCGCUCUGAAGAUGAGGGCAAUGUGCCCAACAGGAGUCGUGGAUCUGUCACCUCUGAGCACUGUCAGACCUAUUUAGCCAAAGUAAGAUCAAGAGAAAGAGAGAUGUUCCGCCUUCCUAGAGAAAUGCUUGUAGCAAUGGAUGCGUUGCUCGGUGUGCCCUGACCCCACGCAGCCCCACGCUCUCUGCAGCCCUCAGCUCACACCUGAACCCCGCUGUGGGAUGAGUGCUGCCCUCUCACUCCGAUGCCAUUCGAGCAGCAUGGGGACAAAAUCCACUGCUUUAACACAGCUCCCACUCCAGCACCCAGCACAGAGCCUGCAGCACAGUGUUGAACUGCAGCAGGGAGGAACCGCUCAGCACAGCUUUGCAAUGCAACAUCUCAGACCCAGAGCCGGCGGUCUUCACCCUUAAGACAUCUCUGGGGUGAGAGCCGGGGGUCCCAUCUGCAUUCAGCAGCACAGGACCCCCACGGGCAAGAGGUCGGAGCAUCCAAAGUCUCUCCCGGCUGCACUUCUGCUCAGUCACGCGCCGCGUGUGGGUUGGGCCCUGGGCAGGGGAAGGUGAAAGUGCCACCGGAGGGAAUUCAUCCAUCCGAAGGCCUUGAGCUGCCUAAGAAAGUGAAGCAUAAGCAAAUCGGACCGGAUCCAGGGACAGGAUGCUCACGGCCCCGUGGAGCACAGGGCAGGAUGUGCCGGGGGAUUCCCCGCACCGGGGCUGCACCGAAGCCCUGGCACAGAGCAGCAGGAGCAGCCCCCUCCUCAGCCCCCCCGCUGCACCCACCGCUCUCCCAUGGCACCCCAGGGCUGGGACAAUCCCCCAGCUCAUUUUCACUGCAGAAAUGAAGUUGAGCGCGCAGCGCGAAUCCGGCAGGCACACGACACAGCCACGCAGCGACGCAUUCCAAUUCCACACACAUGCAUGUUGCUACGUUUCACCGAUUCAACCCACUUUGGGGAAAUCUAACACACCUGUGCUCCCCCAGAGCCACCCCCUGUGCUCAGCUCCGCCCCCCCCCGGCCCCCACUCCGUCUCAUAAAGAAUCUUUUUAAUAAAGAAACGCAGCACGAGAGGUCAACGUUUUCCGUUUUUAUUAUUCUAAAUAAAAAACCACACUUUGUGCUGAACAAUGGAGUAUAAAAGAACCUGAUGUACAACGAUUUUAGACAUCUACGAUCUGGGGGAGGGGGGGGGGAAGUUUACAAAAUAUACAAAACUUUA
Messenger RNA from Meleagris gallopavo (turkey), 2975 nucleotides. The record is from RefSeq and is a predicted model, not a curated record. NCBI's taxonomy places the organism in Eukaryota, Metazoa, Chordata, Aves, Galliformes, Phasianidae.